UCUCUCAGGGGACUCAACGCCGGAGACUCCGGUGCUGUGGGCACCGGGAACAGCCCCCGGCUCGACAGGGAGAGGCUGGCAGAGGGUCUCGGCCCACCGCGGAGGAGGCGGCCUCAGGAAUGCCGACCGUCCCCGCCGCUAAGGGCAGGCAGAGGGCAACGGCGGCGACGUUCCGCUCCCACGGUCUGGGAAACCAGUCCAUCGGUCGGUCCAUCGAUCGCCAGUCCAGAUGCGGGCCAAGUACAGCAGCACCCAGGAUAUGCUCGAGGACGAUGGACACACCACCCUGAGCCUGCAUUCCCGAACCUCCAGCGCAGCCAGGAGCCCCGAGCCCUCCGGCCCAGGGCGUGUGGCCCCAUCCCGGGCAUGGCGGCCCGUGGCCUUGACUCUUCUCAUUGUGUGCCUCGUCUUGCUGCUUGGGCUGGGAAUCCUGGGCUUCGAGUUUUUCCAGGUCUCCCGACUGUCUAACGCCCAGCGGACGGCCAUCUCCCAACAGGAGGAGAGGCUGGGAAACCUCUCCUGGCAGCUGCAAGACCUCCGAGCCCAGACCAGGAAGCUCACGGGGACUUUGCAGCAGGUAGCCCAGAAGCUCUGCUGGGAACUCUACAACAAGACUGGAGAGCACAGGUGCAGCCCCUGCCCGGAGAAGUGGCUCUGGCGAGGAAGCAGCUGCUUCCACUUCCACAGAGAGAGCCGGUCGUGGUGGGGCUGUGAGGAUCUCUGCUCAGCGGAGAAUGCCUCCCUACUGAAGAUUGACAGCCAUCAAGUGCUGGAGUUGGUGAUACCCCUGAGUUUCUCUAAAUUCUUCUACUCCUACUGGACGGGACUGAGUCGCAAUGGCAGUGGCCAGCCCUGGGUCUGGCUGGAUGGAUCCCCUCAGGCGUCUGAUCUAUUUCAAGUUGUGGUGGAUUCUGACAGUCCGAGGAGCAGGGACUGUGUGACCAUCCUCAAUGGAAAGACUUUCUCUAAGGACUGCAAAGAACUGAGGCGCUGUGCGUGUCAGCGGGCAGCCGAGCUGGUGAGGCCAGAGGAGCUAGGUUAGACGAGCUCCACAGGCCGGAUGGAGGCGUCCACGACUCUGGAAAUGACACGGUGAAGGAAGCUGGAGCCCUGGGCACAUGCUAGAGGUUGUUUAGACGGUCCAGUGUUUGCGAUUUUUAUGGAGCUUGUCUGGGGUCACCAGGUCCCCUCCCAACCUCUUCCUAAAGCUGAGCCUCGCUGGUUCAAGCAGACGGCCUAGUGGAUAGCACACAGGCCUGGGAGUCAGAAGGACAUGGGUUCUAGUCCCAGC
Molecule: messenger RNA, 1291 nt
Organism: Ornithorhynchus anatinus (platypus)
Lineage: Eukaryota; Metazoa; Chordata; Mammalia; Monotremata; Ornithorhynchidae
Gene: CLEC1A
Product: C-type lectin domain family 1 member A
Exons: 6
Coding region: 230-1042 (270 amino acids)
Source: RefSeq, a predicted model, not a curated record